This is a messenger RNA of Cylindrotheca closterium, 996 nucleotides long. NCBI's taxonomy places the organism in Eukaryota, Bacillariophyta, Bacillariophyceae, Bacillariales, Bacillariaceae. The record is from the annotation of a GenBank genome assembly.
AUGCAAGUUAAAGUUGGCAACAAAGAGUGGAAAUUGGCACAAAAGAGUCUACGAUCCAAAAUAGUAAUACUGGUGCCCGUCCUGGUCUUGUUCGUUAUUGGUGGCUCAUUUUACAUCAGAUCUACUACGAGUGCACCCGCAUCAUCCGAACAGCAGAACACUUUGGCGGGAGUAGGAGAUGCUUUCUGCAAACAACGGUUGCUCAAGUUGGAAGAGCAAUUCAAUCAUCGGCGUCAAGUUCGCAUAGAUGCCAUGUUCCAACGGAACACCACCAAACGAACGGAGCGAUUUGAUGUCUUUGAGCCAGAGGCAAACUGCAUAGCGGAGGAACGCUUUGGAUCCGAUACCCGAUAUCUUGCGAUUGGAGAUGGGCCCAAGUUUGUCUGUGGCGUCGAUUUGAUUGGCAAUAAGAACGCCAAAAACCCAAAAGACGAGUGUCUGGUGUAUUCCAUUGGCAGUGAUAACGACAUUGAAUUCGAGAAAGCUGUACAUGAUUUCCUUGGGUGCGAAACUCAUACGUUUGACCCGACCUUGAAGACAGCAUUCAAGGGUGAUGCGUAUUCCACAUUCCAUCCGUGGGGAAUUGGCGUGGACGGGGAGACGGUGCGGGCGGUGUACAACAAGCGAAAAACCAAUUUUGUGACCAAGAGUCUCGGUGCCAUCGUAGCCGAACUUGGUCAUAACGAUAGAACCAUUGAUAUUUUCAAGAUUGACUGUGAACGCUGUGAAUACGAAGCCAUGCCUGCAUUCUUUGACCUGAUUGCAGCCAAGAAGAUUCGUGUCAAUCAAAUACAAAUCGAAUUGCAUCUUCAAUCCUACGACGCAGUUGCAAAACUUUUCAUGGCGGCGGAUAGAGCAGGGAUGCGGAUAUUUCACAAAGAGCGCAACGGUUGGGGUUGCGGUGGUUUUCGCUGCAUAGAAUACGCCCUUGUAAGCGAGGAAUACCUUCGACAAGUGAAUGGAGCAGUGUUGUGUGGUGAAAGUUCCAAAGCCUAA